Paramuricea clavata is the source of this 1571-nucleotide messenger RNA. The record is from the annotation of a GenBank genome assembly. Lineage: Eukaryota; Metazoa; Cnidaria; Anthozoa; Malacalcyonacea; Plexauridae.
AUGGGUUUAGCUAAUAUCUUGCUUUGUAUGGUCCUUGUGUUUCUGUGUUUUCUGAACCAGGCGAGAUGUGAGACAAGGAACUAUCACAUAGCCGCUGUCGGAAUAAAAUGGGAUUACGCACCAAGCGGUUACAAUCAACUCAAUGGAAAGCCGCUCGACGAGGACAGGUACAAUUAGUAGACAAUGUCAAUUUAAUUGUAGAUUAAUCAAUAUCGUACGUACCCGGUCCGACCUUGACCAGCUUUGACUUGGUACAAGCAGGGCCUGGUAUACAAGUCCACUCCCAACCACGGUAAAGGUCCAGACACACCGGACGCGAUUCGAUAUAACGCGACGCGAUUUUUUAGUUUUUGAAAAUUAAUAAAACAGCCAAUGAGAGCAAAUUUUAAAAGAUAUGUAGACCAAAUAACUCAAAGUGUUUAUAUAGCGCUUCUAUAAAAUAUUUGUAAAUUUAAACUAGGAUCAAAGUUAUCGGUCAGUGAAAAUCUAAAAUCUGGCAUUAUAAGAAGUAAAACGACUGAGAACUCGGCGUGCGCAUCGCAACGAGGGUUAAAUGCCGAAACGGGUUGACUUGUUGACUAGGCCGGUCGCCGGACCGUUCGAUUCCUCAUGAAUUUUGCAUCUUCAUAAUAUUGGGCCGAAAUGGACCCCAGAAUUGAAAUCUUCAUGCUCAAAUUAGUCUAUAGGCCCUGGGCAAACUACGAAACAUUGUUGUGGAAACAUUUGUGAUUCGCGAUGUUUCCUCAAAUGUUUCCCUGUUUGCCCACCCGUGGAAGCAUUGUUGCGGAAACAAACUAUUUGCUUCCCGAGAAGCAAAAAUCUUUCCUAGCGAAUUCGGUUUGAUGUUUCCCGAUGUUUCUCACUAUAAAUGUUUCCUAGUAUUUGCCCAUUCUUGGAAACAUGGCGAAACAUUUGUAAAAAUGUUUCCACAACAUUGUUUCCUAGUUUGCCCAGGGCUUUAGCAACAAUAACAGAAAUCAUAUCUAUUGUCUUUUUUAAGUGAAGCCAAGAUUUUCACCAAAAGAGGCAAAGAUCGCAUUGGGAGAGUUUACAACAAAGUUGUGUAUCGAGAAUGCACAGACUCGUCGUGUGAUGCUAUGAAGAAACAUCCGCAUAUUUAGGAAUCUUGGGACCAAUACUUCGCGCCGAAGUUGGAGAUGUGCUCAAAAUUCAUUUCACGAAUCGUGCUUUAGGAAUUUUUCCGUUCAUCCUCAUGGAGUUUUCUACUUGAAGGAUUCCGAGGGCGCUUUGUAUAAUGAUAAUACGGCAGGGAAAAUAAGGUAUGGCCGAUAUAUACUAAAACGAUAGACCUUUCUGUUUCCGCCGUGUCAAACAGACAUAUAAUCAGUCUGACAGUUUAAAUAGUUCGUGUAUUUAUACGGAUGAUCUUACAAAUCGGACCAUUUCUUUUUUAACCCCAGGAAGAUGACGGUGUCCCUCCAAAUGGUACUCAUACCUACACUUGGGAAGUGAAGCCAGAACAUGGACCUACAUCAGAUGACUCAACUGUCUCACGUGGGCGUACCAUUCUCAUAUCAAUCCUAGAAGUGAUGUUAAUACUGGACUUGUAG